This is a messenger RNA of Erythranthe guttata (spotted monkey flower), 750 nucleotides long. RefSeq lists its product as uncharacterized. Gene Ontology annotation, molecular function: RNA-DNA hybrid ribonuclease activity; nucleic acid binding. NCBI's taxonomy places the organism in Eukaryota, Viridiplantae, Streptophyta, Magnoliopsida, Lamiales, Phrymaceae. The record is from RefSeq and is a predicted model, not a curated record.
AUGAGUGACAUUUGGGGAGAUCUCACAUUCUGUUUGCAAGAUGCGAACAUUAAUUUUCCCAACUUUAGUGCCUGGCUGUGCUAUCUUCAUAUAAACCUAAGUCGAGAGGCUUUUGAAUUGGCUGCUACAGUAUGUUGGAGAAUAUGGUAUUUUCGUAAUGUUGAAUUAUUCGAGGGUUUAAAAUGUGUGAAGAAUGAUAUUGUUGGAUGGAGCACGAAUUUUCUUGAUGAAUAUCGUAGGGCUUCUAUAUGUGAGGCUCAUUCUGGUACACAUAGAGCUGCCGCUUCCAAGUGGUCGCCGCCGCCGGCUGAAAUUAUCAAAAUCAAUUUUGAUGCAGGUUUUCCUCGGGGAAAAAAAUACUUCCAAGUAGCUAUGGUGGCGCGGAAUCAUAAUAACCAGUGUGUCUGGUGGAGUAUUCGUAAGCUUCAAGGUAGACCAAAGAUAGCAGAUGGAGAGGCCCGAGCAGCUUUACACGCCAUGAUAGUAGCUAUUGACCGAGGAUGGAGAAAAAUUAUGAUUGAAGUUGAUAGUCUCGAGGUGAUAAAUGCUCUUCAUCGGGGAGUAGAUGGUAUGGAGUCGUUGGUGGCUAUUAUUUCUGAGUGUUUGUCGAUCAGCAAAACAUUUGUUACAUGUUCCUUUUCAUUUGUUAAAAGAGAUGGGAAUCCUUUAGCUCACUCUCUUGUUCAACAAAAUGUAAUAGAUAUGAUGGAAGAUUCUAUUCUUCCUCAUAACCGGGAGAAGUUUAUUUAA